Caenorhabditis elegans is the source of this 568-nucleotide messenger RNA. It is a transcript of the gene F42A10.6, whose product is annotated as MD-2-related lipid-recognition domain-containing protein. Lineage: Eukaryota; Metazoa; Nematoda; Chromadorea; Rhabditida; Rhabditidae. The record is from RefSeq and is marked reviewed. Bases 1 to 531 code for a protein of 176 amino acids. The transcript is spliced from 4 exons.
AUGCUUGCUCGUUGUCUGUGUCUCUUCGCCCUACUUGCUCUCUCGUCGGCAUGCGAUCAAUGGCCGAAUACUACAGAGACAAAGGUCAACUGGUGGCAAUGCUCAAAUGGACCAGUUAUGGUGACCAAUGUUAAUCCAACUGAUAAGAGUGGUAACAGUGAAUAUCCAAUCCGUCUUACUGAACCACUUCUCAUUGCAACAUCCAUCAAUGAUCCAUCCUCAACUUAUACUACUCCUGGACUUAAACAAACUAUCAAGGUCUGGUCAUGGAAUAUGGCUACUUGUGGAUGGUCUUCAGUACCAACUUUUGGACUUUUGAACAACAUCGAUGCUUGUACCAACGGAGUACCAUGCCCAAUUGAACCGAAAAACAAGGUCAUCAAUUUGGAACUCGACUUCUCUGAUACUCCAGCUAUCAUCAAUCUUCUCAAGAACGAUAAGCCUUACCAACUCGAGUAUCUUCUUCAUGAUGACCCGAGCAAGGAAGACCUUUGCAUUAUUUUCCAGGCUAGAGCUCUCACUCAUACUUAAAUUUUGAAGUGAACAAUUUAAUAAAGCAAUAAACUUU